Molecule: messenger RNA, 2726 nt
Organism: Xylaria bambusicola
Lineage: Eukaryota; Fungi; Ascomycota; Sordariomycetes; Xylariales; Xylariaceae
Product: organic solute transporter Ostalpha-domain-containing protein
Exons: 4
Coding region: 465-2105 (546 amino acids)
Biological process (GO): transport
Molecular function (GO): transporter activity
Source: RefSeq, a predicted model, not a curated record
UUCCCAACGGCCCCGGCCUGUUCAUCUUGAAACUUCAAUUAUUCUUCACUUCUUGUUCAUCAACAGAUCUCGUCGCUGCCGCUUGGAACGACGACGCCGACGACGACGACACGUCCAACGCUGCCCCAUCCUCCUCCCACCGAGAUACCGAUACCCCGACCUACCGAGUCCUUUGUUCCUUGAAACCACUUGCCCCGGCGAUUCCACGCUUCAUUUCACCCGUAGCUUCACCAUCGACCUCCGAUCAGCAAGUCUCCGAAUACCCAACCGCAUGCGCAAGUUCCCCGAAUACAUCGCCAGCGUCGAAUAACCAUCGCCACUCCUUUGGCAUCAUCGCGAGCCCCUAAGUAGUCGAUUGUGCUGCGCGCGAGACCUCAGACCUCUUCGGUUGCCCCAUUCAAUUGCUCGCAGAGGCAGGGCCUCACAACAGUUGACGCUUCUCGUGUGACACCGCGCCCGCCAACAUGGGCUCGGAUUUCUGGAAUACAACAUGUAACUCCACACUGGAGGAUUUGCGCAUCGGGUCCGAGGAGAAGCUUGUUGGCGACCUCAACUUCCACCAGUUGGCUCUGAUCAUCGCUGGCGGCUCUACCAUCAUCGCCUAUAUCGUGAGCUUCUAUCUUAUGUGGCAACAUGCGCUCAACUACACGAAACCUCGCGAGCAAAGACACAUCAUUCGAAUCCUUUUCAUGGUCCCUAUCUAUGCGACGUCGUCCUUUCUCUCUCUUUACUUCUAUUGGCAUGCCAUAUACUUUCAAGUCAUUAGUGAGGCGUACGAAGCCUUCGCCAUCUCGUCCUUCUUUGCGUUGAUGUGUCAUCUCGUGGCGCCGGAUCUCCACGAGCAGAAGCAAUUCUUCCGCCAAUUGCAUCCGAUCAAGCCUUGGCUUAUACCCGUGAACUGGUUUGCCAAAUGCUGCGGCGGUGAUCGUGGCUGUUGGAGGGUACCAAAAUCAGGGCUGACCUGGUUCAACGUCAUCUGGGUCGGUGUCUAUCAAUACUGCUUCAUACGCGUCGCCAUGGCUAUCACUGCUGUUGUAACACAAUAUUUUGGCCGAUAUUGCGAGAGUUCAAAUAGUCCAGUAUUCGCUCAUGUCUGGGUCAUUGCGAUUGAAGCUACCGCAGUAACGAUUGCCAUCUAUUGUUUGAUUCAAUUUUACUCACAAUUCAGGGUGGCUCUCGCUGAGCAUAAGCUGGGCCUUAAAGUAUUGGCCAUCAAACUUGUUGUCUUCUUGUCCUUCUGGCAGACUGUCGUUAUCUCAUUGGUCACCUCGGAAACUGUUCACCUUGUGAAGCCUAACGAGAAGCUCGCUUAUCCCGACUUGAAAGUGGGCAUCCCUAGCUUACUCCUCUGUUUUGAGAUGGCUCUCUUCGCCAUACUUCAUUUGUGGUCUUUCCCUUAUGCUCAGUACAAGGAAGACGCCAAGAUUACGUUUUAUCCCAGCCCCAAUUCCACGAUUGGAAUACCACCCCGAGAAAAUGAGCGUGGGCCUAAGCAGGGAGGAUUUCUCGGCCUCAAAGCGUUCGUUGACGCUAUUAACCCAUGGGACAUCAUCAAGGCGUUCGGCCGAGGGAUCCGCUGGCUAUUUGUUGGGGCUAAGCACCGCCACGAAGACCCAAGCUAUCAACUCAAGGCUGAUACAAGCUACUCGUCUCAAAAUCCUAAUGGUAAGAGUACAGACCAUUUACCAAUCGCGAACCAGUUUCGUCGGAGUACAUUUGGCUUACCUAAUGCCCCUGGAGAUCCAAUGCCGGAGGAGAGCGCCGGACUUAUAGCAAAUGCCCAACCUAAUCCGGCAAGCGGGCAUAAGAGACAGGCGACACCCUACAAAGAUACAAUGGUCAAUCCGCAAGCAUACGACGAACACACAGAACAGGGCCCGGCAACCCACACAACUACUUAUGCACCCUACGAUGAUAGAGGCGAUAUAGGGGCUGCCGGACCGCAGUACUACGCAUACGACGCAGGCGAUCCAUAUAGCGGUCACACCGGGGACGAGGUCCCGCCGGGUUCUAAUCCGCCGCGAAACCCUAGGAAUUCAACCCAAGCCCAGGUCGGCAACGCAUUAUGGGGUCAUCAGUAUGAUCCACAUGGCAGCUCGAGAUAAGAACCGGGCAUGCAAGCUUUUGUCUUUUCAAACUAGAAUUUUUGAGCAAAGCAGUAGAUUGGGUUCACGCCUUGGAAGAUUAGGAAUAAUGAAUUGUGUAAUGUCUGACUACCUACCUAGGUUUCUAGGCUCUUCCCAGUUUGGCGUUGGCGGGGAUUGAAUUGAAUUAAAUUUUGGAAGCUUAUGAAAUUAGAUAAGACGAGUUUUUAAGGGUAAGGAAUCUAAGGGGGUUUCAACUCUGCCCGCUGGCUAUGAGAGUGCGAGAGAGUGAGACGGAGAGAGGCGGGAUGAUGCGUUAUAUAGUAGUAGUGCAUGGUGUGUGAUGCCGAUGUUAGGUGAUGUCGCCGUGUAUAUAAAUUUGUUCAUUUCACUUGAUUUAUUUCAUGACGCGGAGUUUGAUGCUGAAUUGAAUACUGUUUAAGAUGUUAUGUAGUGGAUAAUGGGACCAUAGCGGUGGCAUAUGAUAGUGACCUAGGGAUUCAAGUAUUUUAGAAUUUCACGACGAAGACUUAUUAUCAUGAGAUUCCGGUGUUCGAGUUAGAGAUAUGUCUUCAUCUCACACUGCCUACUUCACAAUGUUGAGGCCCUGGGGUUUUCAGCAUAUAGAGUCCUUCUAAUAAC